This is a messenger RNA of Apodemus sylvaticus (European woodmouse), 1040 nucleotides long. It is a transcript of the gene Phb1, whose product is annotated as prohibitin 1. Gene Ontology annotation, biological process: mitochondrion organization. NCBI's taxonomy places the organism in Eukaryota, Metazoa, Chordata, Mammalia, Rodentia, Muridae. The coding region runs from base 92 to 910 and encodes 272 amino acids. The record is from RefSeq and is a predicted model, not a curated record. Gene Ontology annotation, cellular component: mitochondrion; membrane. The transcript has 7 exons.
GCUGCCUGGCGCACGCGCAGUAUGCGGGGCUGGGGAAUUCAUGUGGAGGUCAGAGUGAAAGCAGGUGCAAGUGGAAGCAACAGAAGGAGUCAUGGCUGCCAAAGUGUUUGAGUCCAUCGGAAAGUUCGGCCUGGCGUUAGCAGUUGCAGGAGGCGUGGUGAACUCUGCUUUAUAUAAUGUGGAUGCUGGACACAGAGCUGUCAUCUUUGACAGAUUCCGUGGUGUACAGGACAUUGUGGUGGGGGAAGGAACUCACUUUCUCAUCCCUUGGGUACAGAAGCCAAUUAUCUUUGACUGCCGCUCUCGACCGCGGAACGUACCCGUCAUCACUGGUAGCAAAGACUUGCAGAACGUCAACAUCACACUACGCAUCCUCUUCCGGCCGGUGGCCAGCCAGCUUCCUCGGAUCUACACCAGCAUCGGCGAGGACUAUGAUGAGCGGGUGCUACCGUCUAUCACCACAGAGAUCCUCAAGUCGGUGGUGGCUCGAUUCGAUGCCGGAGAGCUGAUUACCCAGCGAGAACUGGUCUCCAGGCAGGUGAGCGAUGACCUCACAGAGCGAGCAGCGACAUUUGGGCUCAUCCUGGAUGACGUGUCCCUGACACAUCUGACCUUCGGGAAGGAGUUCACAGAGGCGGUAGAAGCCAAACAGGUGGCUCAGCAGGAAGCGGAGAGAGCCAGAUUCGUGGUGGAAAAGGCUGAGCAGCAGAAGAAGGCGGCCAUCAUCUCUGCGGAGGGAGACUCCAAGGCCGCGGAGCUGAUCGCCAACUCGCUGGCCACGGCCGGCGACGGCCUGAUUGAGCUGCGCAAGCUGGAGGCAGCUGAGGACAUUGCGUACCAGCUUUCCCGCUCUCGGAACAUCACCUACCUGCCAGCGGGGCAGUCCGUGCUCCUCCAGCUCCCCCAGUGAGGCCGGCCGGGCCAUGGCCACCAUCAUCCUGAAUGACGCCUUCCUUCUGCCCCGCCCCAGAAAUCACUGUGAAAUUUAAUGAUUGGCUUAAAGUGAAGGAAAUAAAGGUAAAAUCACUUCAGAUCUCUAA